Molecule: messenger RNA, 2414 nt
Organism: Labrus bergylta (ballan wrasse)
Lineage: Eukaryota; Metazoa; Chordata; Actinopteri; Labriformes; Labridae
Gene: bdkrb1
Product: bradykinin receptor B1
Biological process (GO): positive regulation of cytosolic calcium ion concentration; calcium-mediated signaling; cell chemotaxis
Cellular component (GO): membrane; external side of plasma membrane
Molecular function (GO): C-C chemokine binding; bradykinin receptor activity; C-C chemokine receptor activity
Source: RefSeq, a predicted model, not a curated record
CAAAAAGGCUCCUCGCAGUUCUCCCUUCCUCUCUACUCCUUUCAGCAGCGUUUUGACCAUAUAGGAUGAACAUUUUCGCUCAAUACAAGUACAUGGAGGAAGUCAAGCAUGUACUCAUGGCAACUCUGUGGUCUGACAACAGCAGUGCACCUCUGCCACCCAAUGUAUCAGAGUCUCCAAUCGCAGCUGACUGGGAUAUGGUCCACACCAUCAUCCCCCCGUACAUCUUCACCCUCUCCCUGCUAGGCCUCAUCUUUAACAGCUUCGUCCUGGGGGUUUUCUUCGCCCACAGGGAUCGACUGACUGUAGCAGAGAUCUACCUGAGUAACCUGGCGCUGGCUGACUUUAUCCUCCUGUGUAGCCUCCCCUUCUGGGCGAUGAGCAUCCUCAACCAAUAUAACUGGCCUUACGGGGAUUUCUUAUGCAAAAUGGUCAACUCCGUCAUCGUUGUAAAUAUCUACACAAGCAUUUACACCCUUGUGAUGAUUAGUGUGGACCGCUACCUGGCUAUAGUUAGAACCAUGAAGGCAAGACGGCUGAGACGGACGCUCUACGCCAAGGUCAUCUGCUUCAUCCUGUGGAUACUUGGGUUCAUAUUGAGCACUCCCACCAUGGUUCAUAGAAAGGUAAUCUUCUUGGAGGAGUAUAAAACGACAGCCUGUGUACUGGAAUAUAGUCACCGCAGCUCCUUGAAGUUGGCCCAUCAGAUUCUGAUGAACGUGGUGGGCUUUGUCCUGCCUGUUCUGGUCAUCGUGCUCUGCAGUGGGAGAAUAAUCAUACAUUUGGCUCAGCGGAGGGAGCGUGUAGCUUUUCAUGACAUUAAAGACACAAAGGCCACACUGCUGAUGUAUGCCGUCACACUACUUUUCCUGAUUUGUUGGGGUCCCUUCCAAGUGUUCACCUUCCUCGACAUACUCUGUGACAUCCAAGUGGUGGAUGAGGAGCUGUGGUUCCACACGCUGGAUAUAGGAGGCCAGAUUUCAGUGUAUCUGGCCUUUCUCAACAGCACCCUCAAUCCGCUGCUGUACGUCUUCUCAGGGCAGUACUUUAGGAGGAAGGUUAGCGCCAUCUACAGGAGGACUAGACACACUCGCAGAGGGUCAGAUAUGACCACAUUCCAACGCUCAGUCGUGUCCACCUACAUCAACAGACCGGAGCAGAUUAAGCUUGUGGUGAUUUUUUAACGCAAUGGAGUGGUUUUGUCUAACUUAAUAUGAUUAUAUCUCAUUAUUACUCUUGAUGUCAACUCCAGAUAAAUCAAUUGCCUUAAAACUACUACAACCUCGACUUCCAAAAGCAAAAAAAAAAAGGCCUGAAUUCCUCGUAAUUCCUUGUAAGGCCUUAUUAGUAAUAAUUGCUGAGAGUAAAGCAACCUUGUUAUUAAGUUCCUCAAAAUUAGAUCAUGUCUUAUUUGAAAUAACAUACUGUGUAUAACGUAUAACAGAACAUUUCUUUCCCUGCUGUCAAAAAGAAUGUGUCUGAAUCCUUUUCAACUGUUACCUUAGUGUUCUUCUUCAUUGUCAUUCUUUGUUUAUAAUCCACAAAACACUUUGCAUGGGGUUAACAUGGGAGAACGGUCUCCACAUGCACUUUGUGUACAUCACACAGCCUACACUAUAUUAAAACAAAGCAUCUAUGUAGAGGACAUAUGCAAGAUGUUUCUGCAUUUUUAAAGCUUGUUUACUAUAGUCCUACCACAAUUUCUAUGGUGGUGGAACAAACUACCAAACUCCAUUCGAUCUACAGAGUCCCUUUGCACCUUUAAGAAAAAGCUUAAGCGCCAGCUCUCUCAUGAAUACCUACGACCUUAAUGAUGAUGAUGACGAUGGUUUGGAUAUUAUUGAUGAUGAUGAUGUUGACGAUGGGUUUGUUUGAUAACGGUGUUUUUAAGAUGGUUUCUAAAUUGAUUAGAGUUAUCAAGAACUGCCGUCGAUGUUGGGCUCCGCCUCUGUGCAUUGCCUGUCAGCAUCUGUGUGUCCAAUCGGACUCAAAGCUGAUCGUUUGUUCUGACAUUGUUUCCUUUUUUUCUUAGUGUCUGCUAAGUGAAUUGUAGAUUUGUAAUAGUGCUGACAUUAAAAACUAUGUCCUCAAUAUUAAAAAAAAGAAAUAAAAACAUCAAAAGUUUCAAAGAAGUAUGCUUUUAUUGAUUAGCAGGUCAAGUUAGCAUUUGAUGUAAAGACAAUUGUCUAUAUCUUUAGAUAACUUUGAAUAUAAUGACCAGUAUGAUCUACUUAAUUUUAGGGACAUGUUUUAAGUAAAAAGAAAGAUGAAUUAUGUUUUUUUCUUUUGUAAGGCUGGGAGUAAAUUAUAUCUUCUGAAAGUCACAAUGUAUAAACUAAUGAAACGUUGAAUGUGUAUGCUGCAAGGUGACAGACAGAUGGUUAACUUUGAUUUAAAUUAAUUAUAUAUUUUCA